Molecule: messenger RNA, 1884 nt
Organism: Penicillium canescens
Lineage: Eukaryota; Fungi; Ascomycota; Eurotiomycetes; Eurotiales; Aspergillaceae
Exons: 3
Coding region: 1-1884 (627 amino acids)
Biological process (GO): potassium ion transmembrane transport
Cellular component (GO): membrane
Molecular function (GO): potassium ion transmembrane transporter activity
Source: RefSeq, a predicted model, not a curated record
AUGAAUAUCACCCACCGUGAUCCGAGGGAGGCCUCGUUGGUCCAGAUGAAACGGUGCUUGUCUGGUGACCUGGAGAGCGCGGGUCAGAAGGUGCGCCAAUGCUUGGAGUCCAGUCGGUUCGCGCGAGGCCUACUGAAAGUGAUCGGAGUGCUGGCCGUCACUAUGGUGCUGGCUGAUGGCCUGCUCACUCCAGCCCAGUCCGUUCUUGGAGCCGUUCAAGGCAUUGAGGUUGUGCAGCCGAGCAUAUCCAAGGGCACAUUGAUCGGCGUUACUGAUGCCAUUCUUAUCGUGCUGUUUUUUAUUCAGCCGUUGGGGAUCACGAAAUUAUCAUUCGCGUUUUCACCGAUCGUGAUUAUCUGGCUCGGGUUCAAUGCGGCGACCGGUAUAUACAACCUCGUCAAGUAUGACGCCGGGGUUUUCCAGGCUUUUAAUCCUGGCCUCGCGUUCGAAUUCUUGGUCCGUAACAAAGAACACGGAUGGAGGAUGCUCGGUGGUACUUUGCUCGCCUUCACGGGUGUGGAAGCCCUCUUUGCGGACCUAGGCGCCUUCAGCCGAAGAGCAAUCCAGGUCAGCUGGCUGUGCUAUACGUUUCCGUGCCUUUUGUUAGCAUACAUCGGCCAGGCAGCGUACAUCAGCGUCCACCCAGAAGCAUAUUCGAAUCCCUUUUUCAACUCGGUCCCACCUGGAACCAUCUAUCCAGCCUUGAUCAUCGCCAUUUUAGCUGCUAUUGUUGCAUCGCAGGCUAUCAUUACCGCCACCUUCCAGCUUCUUGCGCAAGUGAUGAAACUCUCCUAUUUCCCUCAGAUCAAAGUUAUCCAUACUUCCCAGAUAUUCCACGGGCAGCUCUUCAUUCCCGUCGCGAAUUGGCUGCUGAUGAUUGGAACUAUCUUAAUCGCAUCGAUCUAUAACAACACAACAUCCUUGGGUAAUGCGUACGGUGUAUGUGUCAUGUUCGUGACCUUUUUCGACACCUGCAUGGUGUCUCUGGCUGCAAUGUUCGUCUGGCGGAUCAGCCCAUACCUUGUCUUCCUCCCGUGGCUCACCGUGGCCUGCCUGGAUGGUACUUAUCUCUCGUCGGCACUGACCAAGGUGCCUCAAGGUGCCUGGUUCACGAUCUCGCUCGCUGCAAUCCUUGCCAUGCUGUUUCUUUUGUGGCGAUACGGCAAAGAACAGCAGUGGUUCGCCGAAGCUGAGGACCGCUUCCCCACAUCACAUUUCAUCGUAUCCAGCCCAGAUGGCCAAAUGUCCCUGUCCAAGCGAUACGACGACCUUCCAGUUAGCGUCAACCGCGGCCUUGGGAUCUUCUUCGACAAAGCGGGCGAAACGACUCCGAUCGUGUUCAGCCAGUUUGUGCUUAAGCUCAACUCUUUGCCCGAGGUGAUUGUGUUCUUUCAUCUCCGCCCCCUCGAGCAACCUUCAGUCGCGGCUGAGAAUCGAUUUACCGUGUCGCGUUUGGCCAUUCCAAAUUGUUACCGGCUGGUUGUUCGAUACGGAUAUAAUGACGAGAUCAUCACACCCGACUUGGCGAGCGUGAUCGUCGACCAGGUCCGGAAAUAUCUAAUGCCGAGUAGCCCCAGCGUACCCUUAGGCGAAGAGGGCGAGGAAAAGGAUUCUGUGGCCCCUGACAGCUCGAUGGCGGAGGUCAGCAGAGACGCCCACGCCUUCGUCGGUUCUGAAAUCGCUCAUCUGGAAGAGGCACAUUCACACAAAGUGCUCUAUAUUGUGGGGAAGGAGCAGAUGAAAAUCAAGCCCGACACAACGCUCGUCCGAAAAUCCUUGCUACACGUCUUUUUGUGGAUCCGGGAUAACACGAGGAACAAAAUGGCUAACCUCCGACUGCCAACAGAUAAGCUGAUUGAGGUAGGAUUUCUGAAAGAGAUAUGA